UUCCCUAAGCCGCGGGGGCGCCCGACGGAACGAACGCCGAGCGCUCGCUCGCGCGCGCGCGUGUGUGUGUGUCGCACUUGUUUCACGUCCGGCGUGAAUGGGCGGCCCAUUGGCUGCCGUGGAAAGCGGGACCUGGCCGGUUUCUGCCAUUGGCGUGCCUUGUUUACCCUCGCAACUCACAGCUGAUGUCUGCGAGGAGGCGGCGAGGGUAACCGCGAGGGGGGGCUUCUCUCUGCGAACACGCCGGAGGCAGCGGCGACGGGCGGCAAGCGACGGGGGCUGUUGCGGGCGGCUGGCUUUUUUUUCCUAGCGCGCGCGUGUGCGUGCGUGUGUGGUGUAGGGCUGCCGGUUCGGCGCGACGGACGAGCACGAGGUGCGGAGAAGGUGUCCGACAAAACCGCGCGCUGCCAACAUAAUGAGACAUGAGCGUCAAUUUUAUGGACGGCCUCUUGGGAAAUAGCGUCGCCAAGCCGCCGGACGCCGCAACGGUGGCCGCGACGGUCGCUUCCGCCGUGACGGCCGCCCCGGUGCCGUUCCGUCCCUACCAGACGACGACGGUGACGCGCGCCUCCUCGGACAUGUACCCGUUCGUGCACGCGGCAGGGCCGCCGGCGACGUCGACGGCGUCGCCGCUGGGUUACUUCACGUCCAUGGAUCUGGCCAAGUCGGACGCGAUGGCAGCGGCGGCGGCGGGAUACGCGGCCGCGGCCCUAGGGCUGGGGCCGCACGCCGCCGCCGCUGCGGCCGCCAGCGGAGCGGCGACGUCGCCGGCCGCGACGGCGUCGUUGAUGGCCUCCCAACAGUUCCUGGCCGCGGCCGAGCUCGCCUACCCGCUGCCCCGGCUCGGAAUGAUGAGGCCCGAGGACGCCCUGAACGACGUGCCCCGCUACCCGUGGAUGGCGCUUGCAGGUUCUGCGUUCCGGGCUGCCGCUCACAAGCUCCAUCAUCGGGUCGAGGAGUAUCCGCACUCAUUCCACCUGUUUUCAGGUCCGAAUGGUUGCCCGAGGCGGCGCGGCAGGCAGACGUACACGCGCUACCAGACGCUGGAACUCGAGAAGGAGUUCCACUUCAACCACUACCUGACGCGGCGGCGGCGCAUCGAGAUCGCGCACGCGCUCUGCCUCACCGAGCGCCAGAUCAAGAUCUGGUUCCAGAACCGGCGCAUGAAGCUCAAGAAGGAGCUGCGCGCCGUCAAGGAGAUCAACGAGCAGGCGCGCCUGGAGGCCAAGCACUCCGGCAAGCCGCCUUCGAGCGGCUCGGACACGGGGUCCGCGUUGCAACAGUCUUCGUCUUCUGCCUCCGCGACUUCGGCGCGCACCGGCGGAAGGUCCGCUUCGGACGCCGCUGUGGGGGUCGAACCCGGCGACAGCGACGACAGCGACAAGGACGACGUCAUCCUGAACCCCGACGAGCCUUACGACGACGACGACCUCGAGGCGCCCGAGGCGCCGGCCCCGCCGCACCGGCCGAUGCCGCUCGCGCUGGGCGUCGUCGACGUCAAGGGUGCGCCGUCGGCCUGCGGAGCGCUCCCUCGCGCGUGACGUUGUUUCUGCACGAACAUCCCCCGCGCCUUUGCGACGGAACCCCACGUGAGAUCGUGCUUCUUGGCGUGCCGGCUAGCCAGCCUUAUAUACGUGGACGUGCAAAAGUGUGCGUGAAUUGUUGCUGACUUGCGUGGGUUUCUUCGCCUUCGAGUCAAGUACCUUUUCUUUUUUUGUAGAUAAAAGAAAGGAAAGUUUCAUUCUGGACAAACAAAGGUCGCGAAGUCCGUCCAGUGAUCACCUCAUUCGUACACCAUCGUCAGAUCUCCCUUCCCCUCACGUAGAGCUCGGGAUAAAGAGUCCUGAGGUGCCUUUUGCCUUUUCUGUAGUAGUGAGGCUAUUUAAGAUGUUGUAGCGUGUGACUGCGACGUGUAUGCGAAAGCCUUCUGAUGCGUGCACGGCGGGUCAGCGUGCUUUCUGUGGGACCCCCUGCAAUACGACUUAUAAUCAAAAAUAAGAUAGCAUUGUAAAGCUAUAACUCUCGUUGUUUCCUGCGUUUGUUUUCUCGCCAAUCAUUCGUGCAAUCCAUUCUUGUUUUAGACUUGCCCGUCUCCUCGUUUCGUACUUUGUGUUUUUUUUUUUCUUCUUUUAUUCUGUCUCCUACGGCCGAGUGCUCCAAGCAUUCAAGGAGCAGUGAUCACGGCAUCACCAAAGUGGCGCAAUGUGUAAUCAUUUGCUUUCACCUCGUGUCGUGUCUUUCCGUGUCAUGUGCAGAGCGUACCCACGGAAAUAGCUUGUGCUUCGCUGGGUUUGACAGAGCCAACACGUAGAGAAGACAGGAACAUUUGCAACGGGCAUUUAUUUUCUCAAGCUUCUCUCACAUUUAAUUCAAAUGCUGAAGCUGUUGCUGUAGUUCAGUCGUGUUGAUUUUACGCAGUAGAAUGGCAGAUAGAUUUAUUUUAAAAAAGUUGUCAGCUAUUUAGAAUGUGUAUUCGCUAUACCUUGCAGCCUUUUCGGCACAUAUACGUAUCCUACCGAAAAAACAAAGUGACUGCUGUGAAUGUCCAUGGUGCAAAUGUAUACGUAGAGUGUGUAUCUCCGCCGAUUCCCAUGUGUCGUUCGUUUUGUGUUUUGUUGUUUGUUCGUUGCCUCUGAUUAGCUGAAAUAAUCAAAUCCCACGUGGAGUCGAGUCGGUUUCAACAAGCUGAAAGAAGAGCGUCGUGUUCGUCUGCGGUUCACCGAAAUUUACGGCGGUACCUUAGCGGCCGAAUGUUGUUGCGCUGACGCUGUUCAACUCGGCAAUCGAUAAGGCCGCGACAGAAAUGUAUAAAAUCUUGCUCGUGGCACGACACCAUGGUUAUCUUUUCUCGUAAUAACCUCUUCUAAUCACUCAUCUGUCUUCUUGCAAAGAUACGUGCACGAGAACAAAUUCAUCCUCGUCAAUAUGUAUUUGGUCAAGACACUAUAGCUCUCAUUAUCUUCGGAGAGCGAGCUCGUGAUUAAUCGCGCAAAGCCUCUUCUUCCGUUACUUCUAGUGCUACACAGCAUCAGUGUAACGUAAAGCAACACGAACUUGCAGUACAAAAGACAGUUCUCAAAAGACAUUCGACCUCUUCAGGAGCAGCACCGGUACACCACGUCCCGAGCAAGCUUGUCUCAACCCCUCGAAUGACGCAAAGCUUCAGGUCGAAUUAUCACCUCGCGCGGCAUCUGAUGAUUUCUUAUCUCCGCGCGCGAACCAUUUUCUACGCAUGCGCGCCGCGUUGCGCAUCUGAGUCGGCCGAGGUUACAUAGAAUGUAUACAUUCCCGGGAGAGUCAAAACGGUGCCUUUAAGUGCCACUACCAGCACGUGAGUCGAGCAGUCAAAGGCGGCUCGCUGAGGCUCGUUAGGCUAUUCAAAUGAGCCCACCCUAGUGCCACCACUUCCGGCUAAAUGCAUCUCCUCACACGGCGCACAAAGCCGCAGCAGCGCCACGCCGGGAGGCCCGCGCGCUGGCCGAUAAGCGUGCCACUGUGCAGGGGCCGCACGUAUAGGCUCUCUGCGCUGCACUCAGUCGCCGACGAGCAAACAGCACGGGGUCAUUGGGAUCGCGGGCACGCAUGGAUGCGCCGAAGGCGCAUUACCAUAACUGCGCCCUGUUCAUCCGCCGCUGUUGCUCUCUCCUCACUUUUCCGCUGCCCCCUUAUUACGGUUAUCGCCAGCCAAACAUAGCGAGAAUGCCCGAACAGCAGAAGCACUGCCGAGGUGUAUAUAGUGGAGCAAACGUACGCACGCUUAUGUACACGAGCGCGCUCUAACCGCGAGAGUGUGAGCUAUAGAGGUCGCCUGAUUCGGGUAAAUGAGGCGUCCGUCCGUACGUCCGUCCGUGUGUGUGUGCUUCGCUUGCCAAGCCCUUUCAUUCUUUCUCUUUCGUGCCGCGAGCAACGGACGCGCCAGAAACAAGAACAAAGGCUAAAUCUGAAAACACCGCGCACGCCAGCGCGAACGUUGAAAAAUUCCGUCGUCCAACUCGCGUCCUCCCACAUAGACACUGCCGUUGAGCCGUGCCGAGAACGAGCUUAGAAAGUGCCGGGAGAGCGGAGCACGCAACGGGCUAUGAGCCGAGCGAUAAAGGCUUCCGAGCGCGGCGGCGCACCACACACACGCACAAACACACACAACCACACCAAAAAAGAAAGAGGUGCAUCUCUGGCCGUUGAGUUCCGCAGUCAGGAAAGCAGUCCGUCAUAACAAACGCGCUUCUCGGAGCGAUGCGGUCCUUUGUGGAGCGCGACGUGCGGAUGCGUUUCGUUCGGGCGCCGCCGCUGGCACCGCCUCGGCACACGGCUGCUGCUCGCCUUCGAGCGCCCUGAAUAACGGCUCCCGACGGCGCCACCGAGUCUGGGUCCCGCUGGUGCCGCCAGCGUUCGGUCCGCUGCCCGCGUCUCGGCGGCGGCGGCGCAAGAAACAGAGCUGGCUUGCAAAUCGGCCGACCCUGGGUUUUGGGUCCUGUAAACAAAUCGCCUUCCCGCAACGACGCCAGUGGGCGUUCUAGAUGGGCAAUCGCAUAGGUGCCGGAGAUAGCGCUGUCUUCCGCCUGCUGCUCCCUUCAUGCCAACACAAAGGCAGAGACUGUGCUGCUUUCCUAUAUAGACGCGCUGUCGGUUUGUGACACGGGUUGUGGAUGUUCUGUGGAGACGACCCGGUGAGCCAGAAGGGAGAACCAGAAGGAAGUUUCGUGACCCGCGCUUAUACGAAAGAUCGCUCGACCUUUGAAUGGCAUUCAACCAGUACUCGUGCCGCGCGAAUUGGUCUCGCCUGUCGAAUCGUAGCGACGCGAGCUGUGCCUCUGUCUUUCGAUCCGCUUCGACGAAGUGCGCAGCCAAACCUAAAGCAGUACUGAUAAUCGGACCCGUUGUAAUUUUUGGUAUAGUUUCCAUCGGUAAAGCGAACGGUGUAAAAGUAGGCGCGUUUGAUUGAUUAUUUGGCUCAUUGCUAAAGGCCCGUCACUCAGAAUCGGCUGUCAAAGUGGAAAGUUCCAGCAUAACAACAAACGGUUUAGGCAACGCAGAGCAGAGCUCUGCGUAGGAUAAGUUUGUAGUCAGAACGGCUUCUAGCACUCUUGAUAUAGUGUUGCAGGUGUGGAGACGCAGUUUCACAUUACAAAGCGCCAGGUCUGCCUUUAAGUAGGACGUAAAAGCGCAGCACUUGUUCUUUUAUAUAUACAUGUAUAUCCAAGACGACAGCAUAUAUAGGGGCUGCAUGGGCAAAAACGUGUCCCUCGAUUACGUCUGUAUUCGCGCUUGCGCAAACGCUAUCACAUCAGCAGGUUUUCCUACACAUCGCGCAAAGAGCAGCAUGCUCCUUGGGUGGCGUACAACGAACUGCGAUGUUUAAACGUUCUGAUGCUUGUUGAAACGACCAAUCUUCGUGCCCUCUCCUGUUCUCCAGCUCGUCGUGCCUUAUGGAGGGGCCCCAGCAAGUGUGUCGCGUGGCCGCAUGUCAGUUCGCUUCGCCGCUGCCUUAUAUCAUUUGCUUCUGUUGUGAGUUUGCCUCUUUUAUACGUGAGCUUAGUCUGCCGCUUAGGGUACGUACAAUGUCGUGAUUGUCUCCGCCGAGAUACAUUGAAUAUUUAUGAAGAAAGCUAUAUGAUCCGCCGGUCUCAUAUUUCACGAUGUAUCUGUGUGAGUGCAGUGUUGUGUGUCCUUUUGUUGUGCUCAGGAAGAUGCGCUGUGCAAUAGAACUGUUCAGAGUGCCUUGUUCCCCCUUCUUUCUUCCUCACAACGUGUCCUUAUUUACGCGCUCUGCAGAUGUCGUAGCCAUUCGAGCCUUGGCGGCUAUUGAAGUGUUGUCGCUAACUGUGACCUAAACCUUGGCGAAAACGGCACGAACAAGGCAGUAGAGAGUUUUAGUACGCCGUUCGUUGCGCAUGCACUGGCGUUGCAUAUGCGUGCGAGCACUAUGUUUCGCGCAGCGCGCAUGCGCAUAGUGCGAUGCACAACGAAACGUCGUAUGUACGCGCCGGGCGCGUAUACGAUUCUUGCGAGCGUACCGAGGGAGGCAUCGCGUGCAACUCUCGUCGCUCUCGUAAUGUUCGGGACAGCGCGAGACUCCUUGCUUUUACAAUAUGGUGGCGUCAAAACAACCCGCAACAAGCUGCUUACUUUAGGGUGGCGUUUAAAUUGGUUCACGUAACGGAGUAUUUUCGUGUGUACGAAAGGUUCGUGACACAUGCCGUGGUGUUCCGUGAAAAGAUUGCGUACAGCAUACAGCGUACGUGGCGUCAUGGACAGAGUACUAAAGCUCUCGAAUGGUUUUACUUUUUUGCGAUUGUCUGUGACGUGAAGUGCAAGCAGGAAUUUCGAAACCAUUGAAGCCGACUUCCAAAAUAAUAUCGAUGGAAUGAACUCUGUUCAUUUUGCUAACCGAAGUGAGCAGUGGAGGCGGGAAACAUAAGUUAUUUUAUUUCAACGGUGUCAUUAAUACGUGGCGUCUUAUUGGAUUCAGGAGCCAGACCAACACAGGCCAGUAUAUUCCGCGCAACUGGUUUGAGGAAAACAAGCAUGUUUGCUAGAUGUGAUAGGAAGUAUACAUUUUUUGAGGUGUGUAAGUACUCUUGGAAAGCACGCUUUUCUCGUUAACAUGAACGACUGUGUGUGUGCCUUCGCGUUGCAUGUUGAAAGAAAUGAAGGCGGCAGAUGCAAACGUCUUUUGAUGAUAGUGAAAAAUAUUUCCUCCCUCAUCCGGCAUAAACGUAAACUCGAACCGCAAUACUAUUUGGUGCCGAAUAGGGAUUAAUCCUAAAAAGAUACACAGUAUACCUAGACUUCAGCAGGUUUACAGUUUUAGCCUUUGAUACGAUCCCUUCCUCCAAUUCGAUUAUCGAAACACCUAAAGGCAUCCGGAUCUCUUUAGCUUGUAGAACACUUCAGCUGAUAUAAGCGAGCCUACCUUUAUACUCACUUUGUAUUAAAAAUUAUCGAGAAGUGUUUACUGCAUUUAAAAGGACUACAGUAUUUGAUCUGGACCGGAGGCCAUUUGUUUGAAUUCUAUCUAACGCAGUUUUUCGCACUUGUCGACGCUAACAGCGGCUAGAAUGGUUUGGUGCAUACAGCCCUCGGCGUCUUGGUUGUUUAAUCUUCUUAUUUUCUCUUUUUUGUUUUCACUGCCAGGAAAGCACUCAGAACGCAGAUAGGGAACCUUGACUUUGCAUGACAUGUGAAAGACUAUGUUGUUUUGCUCUGAACCGUGCGGGGGGGGGUAGUAGAAUAUUUCCCGAACAGUGGCGCUAUUUUCUUCGCUUGUUCAUACAUAUAAACAAACGAUCGGCAUUUAACAAGUGACGCCUGUGUUUUGUUGUAAAGCGAGAAAAUUAUUGAUUUUUCACAAGUUUAUGUUUUUGUGGCACUUGUCAGCAACCUGCGUGGAGCGAGAGCUGGCCGAUCAUCUUUGAUAGCAAGUGGACUAAUAUUUGUUUUGUUUUUUUUUCUUUUUUUACUGUGAAAGUGAAUCUUUGCUCCGAGCCGUGUUCUAUGUUUUCUUUGCAUCGGCAGAGACAAAAUGCCCUUUCCCGUUGCAAGUGCAUAGAGUGUGUUCUAAAAUGUGCAAGGUACGAAUUUCUGAAGCUGUUAAUGCUUGAAUGUGUUCGUUUGUUCGUUUCAAAGAUUAUCGAUUUUGUUCAGGAAUAAAGUGCCUACAUGAGACUCU
Molecule: messenger RNA, 7669 nt
Organism: Dermacentor silvarum
Lineage: Eukaryota; Metazoa; Arthropoda; Arachnida; Ixodida; Ixodidae
Product: homeobox protein abdominal-A homolog
Exons: 3
Coding region: 423-1541 (372 amino acids)
Biological process (GO): anterior/posterior pattern specification; negative regulation of transcription by RNA polymerase II
Cellular component (GO): nucleus
Molecular function (GO): RNA polymerase II cis-regulatory region sequence-specific DNA binding; DNA-binding transcription factor activity, RNA polymerase II-specific
Source: RefSeq, a predicted model, not a curated record